This is a messenger RNA of Haemorhous mexicanus (house finch), 6395 nucleotides long. RefSeq names its product mbt domain containing 1 (gene MBTD1). Gene Ontology annotation, molecular function: zinc ion binding. Gene Ontology annotation, cellular component: nucleus. The record is from RefSeq and is a predicted model, not a curated record. The coding region runs from base 714 to 2615 and encodes 633 amino acids. The transcript is spliced from 18 exons. Gene Ontology annotation, biological process: regulation of DNA-templated transcription. Lineage: Eukaryota; Metazoa; Chordata; Aves; Passeriformes; Fringillidae.
GGGGCGUGUCCACGCCUGCGCAGCGGUGCGCUCGUGUUGUUGAUGUUCCGGCGGCCGCAGUCGGUCCUGGUCGGUUCCCGGCGCUCGGAGCCGCUGAACUGCCCGGCCCAUCCCCACCCCGCCGGGCCCAGCCCCGACCGCGGGUAUCUGCAGCGCCGGAGUCCCUGGGGCGAGCGCGCAGAGGCAGCAGGCGGCUCCUGCCCAUGAGGGCCUGAUGGAAAACACAAAGGAGCGGAGUCUCCCCUCUUGUGUGAAACCCCCUGGGGAAGAGGCUAUGGACAAAACCAUUGGCAAACAGCAGAAACUGGCUUCAGACAAAAUGCUGUCAUACAUAGCAAAUGAAGAGACAGGAAAAAACAUUUCUGUAAUUUUCCAGCAGAGAUUUUACUUAUAAUAAGAGUGGAAGGCACAUUUCCAGAUAGAGGACCUGCAUCUGCUGUGAGGAGAUGCUGCUUCAGACAGACAAGGUGUUGCUGUCAUCUGUGAAGCCUAAAAGGACUCAUCAAGAAUUGCUUGUCCUUCACAUGCCUAGAAAUGACUUCCAACAUUGUUCUGUUACCUCAUCAGGGAUGAGGCUCUUUGAUCUGUCAUUUCCUGGGCUCUCCUUUUGCCUUUUCCGAAGAUAGGAGGGGUAACAGCAAAGGGAGAGAGAAUGUGUGCAUAAGACAGAACAUAGUUCGCGAGUGGAAAGGAAACGCCGAGACUCGUUCGGGAUGUUUGACGGUUAUGAUAGUUGUAGUGAGGACACCAGCAGCAGCUCCAGUUCAGAUGAAAGUGAGGAGGAGGUUGCUCCUUUGCCAUCCAGUCUCCCAAUUAUCAAGAACAAUGGGCAAGUUUAUACUUAUCCAGAUGGCAAAUCUGGGAUGGCUACAUGUGAGAUGUGUGGGAUGGUUGGUGUCCGGGAUGCUUUUUACUCUAAAACCAAGCGCUUCUGCAGUGUGUCGUGCUCCAGAAGCUAUUCCUCCAACUCCAAGAAGGCCAGCAUUCUGGCCAGGCUUCAGGUAGCGGGUAAACCUCCAACAAAGAAGGCUAAAGUUCUACAAAAACAGCCCUUAGUGGCUAAAUUAGCAGCAUAUGCCCAGUACCAAGCAACUUUACAAAACCAGGCAAAGACAAAAACAGCAGCUGUCCCUGUGGAAGGUUUCAGCUGGGGUAACUACAUCAAUAGUAAUAGCUUUACAGCAGCUCCUGUUACCUGCUUUAAACACGCUCCCAUGGGGACUUGCUGGGGUGAUAUUUCAGAAGGAGUGCGAGUGGAGGUUCCAAACACUGACUGCAGCCUACCUACCAAAGUCUUCUGGAUAGCUGGAAUUAUAAAAUUAGCAGGCUACAAUGCUCUGCUGAGAUAUGAAGGAUUUGAAAAUGAUUCAAGUCUUGACUUCUGGUGCAACAUUUGUGGGUCUGACAUCCACCCAGUUGGUUGGUGUGCAACCAGUGGGAAGCCCUUAGUUCCUCCUCGCACCAUCCAACACAAAUACACAAACUGGAAAGCUUUUCUAGUGAAACGACUUACUGGUGCCAAAACACUUCCUCCUGACUUUUCUCAGAAGGUGUCUGAGAGUAUGCAGUACCUGUUCAAAACUUCCAUGAGGGUAGAAGUAGUGGACAAGACGCACCUCUGCCGGACAAGGGUGGCAGUGGUGGAUAGUGUUGUUGGGGGCCGUCUGAGGUUGGUGUAUGAAGAGAGUGAGGACAAAACUGAUGACUUCUGGUGCCAUAUGUACAGCCCACUCAUUCAUCAUAUUGGUUGGUCUCGAAGUAUAGGACACAGGUUCAAAAGAUCUGAUAUUACAAAGAAACAGGAUGGACAUUUUGAUGCACCCCCACACUUAUUUAUGAAGGUAAAAGAGGUUGAUGCAGCUGGAGAGUGGUUUAAAGAAGGAAUGAAAUUGGAAGCUAUAGACCCCCUAAACCUUUCAGCAAUAUGUGUGGCAACUAUCAGAAAGGUGUUAGCAGAUGGCUAUCUUAUGAUUGGGAUUGAUGGCUCAGAAGCAGCAGAUGGGUCUGAUUGGUUUUGUUACCAUGCCACUUCCCCUUCUAUUUUCCCUGUUGGUUUCUGUGAAAUUAACAUGAUUGAACUAACUCCACCCAGAGGUACAGGUUAUGCAAAACUCCCUUUUAAAUGGUUUGACUACCUCAGGGAAACUGACUCAAUAGCUGCACCAGUAAAGCUCUUCAAUAAGGAAGUUCCAAACCAUGGGUUUCAUGUUGGCAUGAAACUGGAGGCAGUAGAUCUGAUGGAGCCUCGCCUGGUGUGUGUGGCCACAGUGACGCGCAUUAUUCACCGGCUUCUGAGGAUACACUUCGAUGGGUGGGAAGAUGAAUAUGAUCAGUGGGUGGAUUGUGAGUCCCCGGAUCUGUAUCCUGUGGGAUGGUGUCAGCUCACUGGAUAUCAGCUCCAGCCUCCAGCGCCGCAGUCAUCAAGAGAUAGCCAGUCAAGUUCGUCCAAACAGAAGAAAAAAGCUAAAUCACAACAGUACAAAGGACAUAAGAAAAUGACUUCAUUACAACUGAAGGAGGAGUUGCUGGAUGGUGAGGAGUACAGCUUCCUGCAGGGAACGUCUGACCAGGAGAGCAAUGGCUCCGCCAGCUACUACAUCAAACAGGAACCCUGAGGCAGCUCCCAGGAGUGAGGGGCCCAGCAUCGGUGAUAGGAAAAGAACUUUUCACUGAGACUGAUUCUGUUCCCACUUGGAUGGUGCAGUUCAGGUGACUGUGCCUGGGGUGCUUUGCUAAACGUAGAUGAAUUAGACUCAGUUCAGAAUUUUUUGGAAGGGCGCGGAAACUAUUUUAGUGAAAAAGAUUUUUCAAUUUAUUAAAAACAAAAACAAAGGACACUUUUGUGUUGUAUUUGAAGCUUUUGAAAGAAUUUUGUAAUAUUUUCAAGUUCAGAUUUAUUGUGCAUUGUUAACAAGAACUGAAAUUCUAAUUUUUUUGUAAGAUUAAAGUUUAUUUAGCAUGAUUGUGGGAAGCCGUUGGAGGAAGAUAUAGUUGCAAAUACAAAUGAACUGUCAUAACAAAUGAACCUUUUUGGUACAAGUUGGGAGACUGUUAGACUCUUGUGAACUGCACUGGUCACGCCUCUGGUUUUUUAAUUGUGAAAAUAAGGCUUUAAAGCCCUGAUUUAAAGGCAUAAAUUAUAUAUGGAAGACAGUCCUGUGAAGCUCUACUCAGUGAGUAGCCCCAAGUGCAACGGAGUCAUCGCCUGAGGAAGAUUUUACCUUUUCAAGGUGUUUUUAUUUAGUUAAAAUACCCUUUUUUAUAUAAGGUUUUUGGUUUUUUAACAUUCUUUAGGGUCUGAUUCACUGCCCAUUAAUAUCAGUAGCCUUGUCUCCACCAACCACAGUGGGCAUUGGAUGAGGUUUAUAAAGCUCUUGUCUGUAUAUGCAUGUCUGUAGUCUUGGAAUGCUUCAGCAAAUGUUUACAGAGUCCUAUACCAAACUGGAACUUCAGAAAAUUCUGUCGUUGGAAGAUUAGUUGUAGCUCUGAAUUUUGACUGAAGAAGCAGUUUAGAUGGACAGUCACUAAGGAUUCCCUUGGUAGUGGGAAGGAACUUGUGAGUAUUCUUGUGAUUUUUAUUUUUUUUCCCCAUUCAGAAAACCCUAAGUGUUUCUUUACCAUCUUAAAUAUUUGUCUGUGAUCAUUCAGAUGUGACACAUGGUUUCAGGUGACCUGAAAGGAGCCCUACAUUGUGGAUUAAAAAUUAGUUCAGUCCUGCAUAGCCUGCAAUAUUCAUGUCUUGCUGCAAUAGUGUAACACAGGAGUUGAGAACAGUAUGAAAAUCACAUGGUUUUAGUCUAUAAUUCAUAAACUGGAUUUGCCUAUUGCUUGGAAUUCUUGUCUCAUGUCAAGCAUCCCAUUGGCCCCAACUGGUCAACUUCCAGAUUUUUACAAGGCAAAAGUCACAUAAAAGGGUGAAAAUGAUGACCAUUUAAACACAAAGUAUUUUUGCAGGAGCUCUUAAUAAUUUGGAUUUUAUCUUUCCGUAUUUUUAACUUUUGUAUAUUUUUGUAAAUGGAGUUGAUGAGUGAGGUGGUUCAUCAGCCCUGCAGAGCUGUGACUGAAAGAAUGUGCAUCAAGAGCUUUAGCCUUUACCAGUAAGGUUCAUUAACUAAACUCUCAGGAAUUAUAAGUUCUGUAAGUGCUUCUGGGUCUUCACAGGUCCCCUUCAGACCAGUACAAUGAUCAUCUGACUCUUGACCAGAAAUUAAGGCUUAAAAAAAAAAAAAUUGAUAAAAAAUUAUAAACAUCUGUAUCCUACAGCCUAAGAAAUGUUUUAAGGAUAUCAACCCUCAGAGCCCUGGGAUACCAUUUCUUGUAUAUUGUUGUUUGAGCUUAAAAAAAAAAAAGUGCAUAGAAAGUUGAAAACCAGCAAUUUGAUUAUUUUCUAACAUAUUGCUCCAACUUUGGGUACAUAGUAUUAGUGAUAUACACAGGUUUACCUCAUUCUAUGCAAGAGGGGUUAAUUAUGUAAAGUUUUGUAUUUACUACAGGAAGUAAAACGUGCUGUAUAGUGUAGGAAUGUCUGGAAUUCUUUCCUCCCUUACUGGUAAAAUUUCUUAAAUUACGACCUGUUUUUAGCAACAGCUUCUUCUGUUGACGGAAUCUGUUAAUCUGAUUACAAGAAUCUAUAGCUUCAGGUGGUAAAGACAUUUUAGCUCCCUAAAAUGGCCAUAAAAAGAACUUUGUUGGACCUGACAGUCUUCAAAUAGCUUAUCUCAGAUUCUGACCCACCCAUAAUGUUUAUUUUGAACAUCAAAAUAAACAACAGCCUAGAUUGGAGAACUAGGAUUAGAGACCAUUGUAAUGACAGUUUGAGCCUUGCUUGUUUUCCUGUGUUCUCAAUUUAAUCUGCCAUAAAAUCCAGCUCUGCAAGCAUUGAUUUCAUUUGGUAAGUAUAGCACUAUUGAUUUUUUUUUUUUUUUUUUUUUUUUUUUUUUUUUUUAAUGCAACAACUUGCAGGCUGUCCCAACAGCUGGAAUAAGAUUCUCAGAGUCUUGCUUUCUUCUCUCAUCAACAGCUUCUGACUUCAGUAGAAAAACUGUUGCAUUAAUAGUGCGUCAUAAUGUAGAGGGUUGGGCUAGUUAGUAAGUGAGGUGCAUUGCCUGGUCACUAAACUGAGUAUUGCCCCAGCUCAUCCCUGAUUUCAGAGUCAGUCUUCAAAUGUCAAGAGGGAAAAUUAGUCCUUAACACUUCCUGUGUUGGGAGAACUAUAAGAAUCUGUUCUAAAGUCUGUCAGUCUUUAUAGUAUUCUGUUAUUCAUCAAACACUAAAGUCUGUGAGGUGAUGUAUGUUCUCAGGUACCCGUGUGACUUCAGCAGUUGGUGAAAUGCCUUUUGUGUCUCUGGGUUCAUAAUAUGCCUCAGUUGUGUAAUUGUCAAGUACAGUGACGUCUGUGCUAAGCAAACCAUGGAAGGAGCUGCUGGAAGUCACUUGCUCAGGGAAAACCUGAGCAAGGUGCUACUAGGGAUGUGAUCCCCACAGAACCUGAGGGGUGUCCAUGGCAGCUCCCUGGCUUUGCAAAGCAUUCCUGUGGCUCUGGGAUGUUUCUCAUGGCUUUCAAGCUGUGGUACCUGCCUGAGGGAGCAGCAACUGUUGGACACCUAAAACCUUCAAUGGGGUUGGACUAAUUCUGGCAUUUGGCACAGCAGGUUUUUCUGACCAUGAAGCAGCCCAAGCCCUGUCCGUGACUUGGCUGCUGUUCUUCUUGUUCCAGAUCUCUCUGAUGAUCUUUGAUUAUUACACUAUUUUCAGUAGAACUCUCUAACCUGUUCCUUGCUGCAUCUAAGGAAAGCUACAGCAGUUACUGAUUCCUUGUUCUACAGAUACUAACACGGGUUUCAGUGUUUGUUUUGGGUUUUUUAUUGUUGUUUUCUGUGAUGUGAAUACCCUCCCUUGAUCUUUGUACGAUGGUGCUAAUACAUUUGGUAACAAUCCUUUAUUGGGAAGGGAUUUUAAAAAACUGUGAUUUCAGCUGAAUUUUUCUUUUGAUUUUUUUUUUUCAUAUUUAAAAUGAAAAACCACAGCCAUUUAUACAAAAAAGGCAUCAGCUUUGGCCCCUGGGAAAAUGUUGGGGCAGGAAUCAAGAAUAAACAAAUGGGUUUUUACGUAAUUUCUGUAUGUAUUUGAUAUAUAGAUCAAUAUCUGUAUAAAUUUAAUCUUUUACUUUCUUGGUAAUUUGUGUGGUCAGUGAGGGAGUAUUUAAAGCUUUCUCAUGCAAUGUACAUAACUCAGUGGAAAAAUGCUUUUGGAAAAAUUAAUGUUACUUUCAUUUUUACAACACUGCAGAUUUUCAGCAUGGAUGUGAAAAGCAUUAAAAUCAUAACUUUGUGUACAAGAUGAAAAUAAUUCACUAAAUUUGCCUUUUUUACACAAAAUAAAAAUGAUUAAAAGUC